Centropristis striata (black sea bass) is the source of this 3293-nucleotide messenger RNA. Its product is annotated as vang-like protein 2. Gene Ontology annotation, cellular component: plasma membrane. The record is from RefSeq and is a predicted model, not a curated record. Gene Ontology annotation, biological process: establishment of planar polarity; multicellular organism development; Wnt signaling pathway, planar cell polarity pathway. The coding region runs from base 807 to 2384 and encodes 525 amino acids. The transcript is spliced from 8 exons. NCBI's taxonomy places the organism in Eukaryota, Metazoa, Chordata, Actinopteri, Perciformes, Serranidae.
UUGGGGCGCCGGAGAUCUCCGAUUUCCCCAAACAAUAGUCGACAGGACGCGAUGGUCGCCUUUUUUUUUGAAACCACAGGGAAGUUUAGGACCCUCAUCGGCCCAUUGUUGUUCCCACCGAGGCCACGUAGCUCUGUGGGGCGAUUUCAAACGUGGGAGGAAGAGUGUUGUGGUUAUAAACGCUACAGAGGAUAAACGCGAGAGAUGCGCAUGGAGGGAUCGCGUCCAGUUUGAUUGUAGGCCGAAGGUUUUGAAUUUUCUCCUUAGUGGCGAAGGACUGCUGGGAAUUUGAGUGCGUCCAUUCAUUUACUGUGAGGGCGUCCCGUUUGGAAAAGGAAAGGCGGAAGAAAGGGAGCGAGGAUUGGGAUAAUUUGGCAUCAGGACGCGACCAGUGGGGCCUGGGAGUCUCCCAUUGUCCUACAACACCCUCCUUUUUCCAUUUUGUAGGUCGCACAACUCUUUCUAUUCGCCCUAAAUGCUCCUGGGUCCUCUCAGACAAUCACAGCCUCCUCAGCUCUCCCCUGCUGUGACUCCUCUACCCGCCGUCCUCUCUCCCACCCCUCUUCUCCUCCUCUCUGUAGCCUCCCCCGCUCUCCCGCCUCCCUUCUCCUGCUCCCUCCUCAUCGGCCUCCAAGAUAGAUUCCCUCAGGAGUAAGGUUGACCUGCUCAAGCUGCCCCUGGCCCUCACCACCAAGUCCAUCUCUGAGCGCAAGAGCCAGCUGGGAGGAGUCGGCGAGCAGCGCAGCACGGGUGGAGGAGGAGGAGGAGGCGGGGCUCGUAAAGUCCGCUCAACGCUGACCCGAGACAUGGACAACGAGUCGCAGUACUCGGGCUACUCAUACAAGUCCUCACACUCCAGGAGUUCACGCAAACACAGGGACCGGAGGGACCGCCACCGCUCUAAGAGCCGAGACAGCAGCAGCCGUGGAGACAAGUCGGUCACCAUCCAGACUCCAGGAGAGCCGCUGCUGGAUGCAGAGUCGACCCGCGGAGAUGACAGGGACGAUAACUGGGGCGAGACGACCACGGUGGUCACCGGCACCUCCGAACACAGCAUCUCUAACGAGGACCUGACCCGCGUCACCAAAGAUUUGGAGGAGUCGACUCCGCUGGAGUGCAAGCGCUUCAUCGGCCCGGCUCUGGGAGGCUGCCUGAGCUUCUUCGCCCUGGUCACGCCUUUAGCCUUCCUCAUCCUCCCUCAGGUCCUGUGGCGAGACGCGCUCGAACCCUGCGGCACGCCCUGCGAAGGCCUCUACGUCUCUCUGGCCUUCAAGCUCCUGGUCCUGCUCAUCUCCUCCUGGGCGCUGUUCCUCCGGCCCCCUCGCGCCACGCUCCCGCGCUUCUUUGUCUUCCGCUGCUUGCUGAUGGUGCUGGUCUUCCUGUUUGUGGCGUCGUACUGGUUGUUCUACGGCGUGCGGGUGCUGGAGCCCAGAGAGAGGGACUACAGGGGGAUCGUGGAGUACGCCGCCUCGCUGGUGGAUGCUCUGCUCUUCAUACAGUACCUGGCUCUGGUGCUGCUGGAGGUCCGGCACCUGCAGCCAGCCUUUUGCCUCAAAGUGGUCCGGAGCACAGACGGAGCCAGCAAGUUCUACAACGUGGGCCACCUCAGUAUCCAGCGGGCAGCUGUCUGGGUGUUGGACCGUUAUUACAGCGACUUCUCCGUCUUCAACCCCGCGCUGCUCAACCUGCCAAAGUCCAUUCUGUCCAAGAAGAUGACCGGCUUCAAGGUUUACUCCCUGGACGAAAGCACCACCAAUAACUCCACAGGACAGUCCCGGGCCAUGAUCGCAGCUGCCGCCCGGAGGAGAGACAACUCCCACAACGAGUUCUACUACGAGGAGGCCGAGAUGGACCGCAGGCUCCGCAAACGCAAGGCCAGGCUGGUCGUGGCGGUGGAAGAAGCCUUCACACACAUCAAGCGUCUCCACGAAGAAGAGAUCGCCUCGUCGCCCAAACACCCGAGGGAGGUGAUGGAUCCCCGUGAGGCGGCUCAGGCCAUCUUCGCCCCGAUGGCCCGAGCCAUGCAGAAGUACCUGAGGACCACCCGGCAGCAGGCCUUCCACAGCAUGGAGAGCAUCCUCACACACCUGCAAUUCUGCAUCACACACAACAUGACGCCCAAGGCUUUCCUGGAGCGUUACCUCACCCCCGGCCCCACCAUGCAGUACCAGCAGCAGAACGGCAGAGGGCGCCAGUGGACACUAGUGAGCGAGGAGCCGGUGACCUCGGCCCUGCGUCAGGGUCUGGUCUUCUCUCUGCGCCGCCUGGACUUCUCCCUGGUGGUCACGGUGACGCCGCUCCCCUUCUUGCGGCUCGGGGAGGAGUUCAUCGACCCGAAGAGCCACAAGUUCGUCAUGAGGCUGCAGUCGGAGACGUCGGUGUGAAGGCGUCUCCUCUCCUCUUCCCACGCUGUCCUCCAUCUCUCUCUCUUCACGCUGCUGGAUCACUGAUGUGGCGGGACAUGUGGAGGCCAUGUGGUCCACUCCCAUCCAAUCAUUUCCUGUCUGUGACAAAGAAACCCUUCAAGGAGAGGAGAGUGCUCCUCCUGUUUUAUGAUGCUCACAGAUGCUCUGAUUUCAAACUGUGAUCAGCUCAACGAUUGUUGGAACCUGGAAUCAAACAGAUGCCUUGACUUUUCUCUUUCCUGUGUUGUCUUAAAGUCUUAACAACACGCUGUAAAAAAAAAAAAACUUUUUCUAAAGGGGACUUUUUCUCUUUUUGCCUCUUCUGUUGCUGUAACCACUGGACUACUUUACUGUGCUGACUCAACACCAGAGGAGGAUUACAUCACAUGUGUCACUUCCUCUUUCUUGUGUCUUAAAAACAGACUAACUGGAGCUCAGCUCUGACUGCAACGCCGGUGUACCACUGCCUUCAGUGUGUUGUUGUGUUUUAAAAUGACAAGGACUGUUUUUAUAUUAAAGGGUGUGACUUUUUUUUUUUUUUUUACUUACAGAAUGUAGCAUUAUUUGCUUUGAAUUAACACGUGGCUUUCCUGCGGCCUGAAGGCCAAAAUGUCUUUUUAUCUGACUGUAAAGAAAAAUGGAAGUACAUUCCUAAGCUACUCCAGACUCUGUAUGUUCAUGAUAAUCCAAAUAUGCAGGUUUUGUUUCUUCUACACUGGCAUUUUUACUAUUCAUUACACAGCUUUAGCAACCAAAGACCCCAUUUACACCUUUCAUUAUCAUGCAAUCUGUAUCUUCUUAUCUCACCUGGAUCAUGAUGUUAAAGCAUAAACCUGGUGUUAUUCUGAAUUAUUCUGAGAAUUCCAUAAAACCAUCAAUGUGCUUUAA